ACUGUGCCCAUCUACGAGGGUUACGCCCUGCCUCACGCCAUCCUCCGUCUGGAUCUGGCUGGCAGAGAUCUGACUGACUAUCUGAUGAAGAUCCUCACAGAGAGGGGAUACAGCUUCACCACCACCGCUGAGCGUGAAAUCGUGCGUGACAUUAAGGAGAAGCUGUGCUAUGUGGCUCUGGACUUCGAGCAGGAGAUGCAAACAGCAGCUUCCUCUUCCUCUCUGGAGAAGAGCUACGAGCUU
Molecule: messenger RNA, 243 nt
Organism: Plectropomus leopardus (leopard coralgrouper)
Lineage: Eukaryota; Metazoa; Chordata; Actinopteri; Perciformes; Serranidae
Source: RefSeq, a predicted model, not a curated record